Messenger RNA from Acanthamoeba castellanii str. Neff, 1197 nucleotides. RefSeq lists its product as uncharacterized. The annotation marks the transcript as partial. The record is from RefSeq and is a predicted model, not a curated record. Lineage: Eukaryota; Discosea; Longamoebia; Acanthamoebidae. The transcript has 6 exons.
AUGUCAAGCAAGAACCGCAAGAGGAAGGAGAGGAGGCGUAGACAAGCCAUGCUGGCAAGUGGUGGCAACAUGUUUGCCGUGCUGGGCGAAGCGGACGAUGGCAUAAAUCACCCCUCGCCCUCCACUUCUACACGCGUCACACAAGACAGCAAGGACGGUGGCAAGAGCGCCAAGGGCAAGAAGAAGAAGAGGCGAAGAGACAACGAUUAUCGCAGCGUAGUGGAGGACAAUUGCAAAAGAAUCGAACAAUUCACAAACGCCAAAGAUGGCGCCAAGAAUGGGAACGAGCUUUUCCUGGGCGGCAAUCUGAACACGCUCGAGAAGAGACUGUUGGGCGACUUCGCCAGGGGCCUGGGGCUGAACGCGGUCGAUGGCGGACCGCCCAAGCACACGCUGCGCAUCUCCAAGCCGGCGGACUGGGCACAGCGAAGGGAGAAGAUGGAGGAAGAGGAGAAGAGGGCACGCAAAGCGCGAGGAGGCCGAGCCGCCAAGCCCUUCACCGCCGCCACCCUGCCCGUCACUCUGCGCAACAGGUUCUGCAUCGACUUUACUGUGCCGAUGCCGGUGCUGGAAUCGCCCUAUUUCGAGUACUUCUGUAGCCUCUACGAGCCCGUGCUCCACUCACAAACCACCUGGACCUCUUCCUCGAGGCUGUCAACUCUCAGCGUGGCCAAGUGGAAGAACUACACGGGCGAGCUGGUGCAGCGCAUCAUCGAUGACGUCACCGGCACAGAGGCCUACAAGACCUUUGCCGCCGACAACCUGUCCCGGUUUGACAUCAAAGACCCGGCUCCCGAGCGUGCUGCUACGGAGAACCUCUACAAAAUCGAGAACUCGGGCAAGUACUACGUCUCCCUGGACUUCACCUCGGCCAACUUCAACGCUCUUCGCUACUACGACCCUCGCCUGGUCUUUGAGACCAAGAACUGGGUGGAAUUCUUGAGUCGCUACACGAGCUAUCAGGCGCUGCUCAACAGCAAGCGAUUCCGGGCUGCGGCGCUGGGCAAGAUCAACCAUCAGGCACAGUCGAAGAUCUACCACGCGCUCAACCACCGAAUCUACACUCUGCUGAUGAGCCACAACGUCGUGAGCCCCGACCAGAUAGCGUGCAAGUAUACCGACGAGAUAGUGAUCGAGACGACAAAGAGCGACUACUGCGCCCUCGUGGCCAAGCUCCGGCAGUUCCUCGAUGAGAAG